This is a messenger RNA of Pteronotus mesoamericanus, 705 nucleotides long. Its product is annotated as AP-3 complex subunit sigma-1-like. The transcript is spliced from 2 exons. The record is from RefSeq and is a predicted model, not a curated record. NCBI's taxonomy places the organism in Eukaryota, Metazoa, Chordata, Mammalia, Chiroptera, Mormoopidae. The coding region runs from base 194 to 553 and encodes 119 amino acids. Gene Ontology annotation, biological process: vesicle-mediated transport; protein transport. Gene Ontology annotation, cellular component: intracellular membrane-bounded organelle.
CAGGGCUUACGCCAAGGCCCUGUGGAUCUCCUGUCGCCUGCACCCUUUUUUCUGGCUCCCUUGGGCGGUCCCUGCUAAUUUAAAAACCCUCUGAGGGGAAGGGUCACCAGUGAGACCCAAGGUGAGGCCAAGCACCCACCCUCGGCCCUGGCCGCCAGUGCCGGCUUGUCCACCCAGCUCAGCCGCGGUCAAGAUGAUCCUUAUCUCCGGCAACCACAGGAAGCCACAGCUCUCCAAGUUCUGCCAGCUUCACGGUGAAGAUACACAACGGCAAAGCAUCAGGGAUACAUUCCGUUUGGUAUCCAAGAGAGAUGAAAGUGUUUGUAAUUUCCUAAAAGGGGGAUUAUUAAUUGAAGAAUCUGACAACAGACCAAUUGAGAGACAUGACGCAAUGUUAUAUUUUGUCUUCUAUGUAGAUUUUUCGGACAGUGAACUUGGCAUUGAAGAUAUAAUUCAAGCUGGUUUAAUGGGAGCUGCAGUCCCUGCUGUAUCAGCUGUAAAGAAUGUGAAUCUUCCUGAGAUUCCCAAGAAAUAUUUUGUGACAUCAGUAUAAAAGUGCCACACUUGUCCUCUUCUAAAUAAAAAAGUUAAAAGGCUACUCCUAGGUAAAAUCCAAGGGGAAGGGUCAUCUAAGUUUACCAUGCAGUUGUUUACCAAAAAUAGAGGAAGAGAGUCUUAACUUUUGCUCUUGGGUUUAAGUCAAGG